Lathyrus oleraceus (garden pea) is the source of this 327-nucleotide messenger RNA. Its product is annotated as monothiol glutaredoxin-S6-like. Bases 1 to 327 code for a protein of 108 amino acids. The record is from RefSeq and is a predicted model, not a curated record. Lineage: Eukaryota; Viridiplantae; Streptophyta; Magnoliopsida; Fabales; Fabaceae. The transcript has a single exon.
AUGGAUACAGUAGCAGCAUUGACAGCUGACAAGCCAGUGGUGAUAUUCAGCAAGAGCAGUUGUUGCAUGGGACAUUCUGCGAAAGCUCUGAUAAGCAGUUUUGGUGCCAACCCUAUAGUUAUUGAGAUUGACAAAAUGGUAAAUGGUGAUGAGAUAGAGAGGUCACUGAUUCAACUAGGUUGUAGACCAAGUGUACCAGCAGUUUUCAUAGGACAACAAUAUAUAGGUGGUGUUAAUCAAGUCAUUAGCCUCAAUGUCCAAAACAAACUUGCGCAGUUGCUUUUAAAGGCUAGAGCUAUUUUUAUUUGGGGUCCAAUAGCUCCAUGA